This is a messenger RNA of Encephalitozoon intestinalis ATCC 50506, 255 nucleotides long. Its product is annotated as RING-H2 zinc finger domain-containing protein. Gene Ontology annotation, molecular function: cullin family protein binding; zinc ion binding; ubiquitin protein ligase activity. Gene Ontology annotation, cellular component: nucleus; anaphase-promoting complex. Bases 1 to 255 code for a protein of 84 amino acids. NCBI's taxonomy places the organism in Eukaryota, Fungi, Microsporidia, Unikaryonidae. Gene Ontology annotation, biological process: protein ubiquitination; anaphase-promoting complex-dependent catabolic process; positive regulation of mitotic metaphase/anaphase transition. The transcript has a single exon. The record is from RefSeq and is a predicted model, not a curated record.
AUGGUCGAAAUAAAGAUUAAGAAAGUCUAUCCUGUUUACAAUUGGAAAUGGGACAUAGAAAGCGAUAUAUGCGGGAUAUGCCAGCAGAGUUUUGACCAGAUGUGCAUAAAAUGUAAGCAUCCUAUCGAGUGCAAGCCAUGCAUAGGCAAGUGUAAACACACCUUCCAUUCGCAUUGCAUAGCAUUGUGGCUCCAGCAGAGGAAAAUAUGCCCCAUGUGCCGAGUGUACUGGAUUUGCCAUCGAAUGUUUGAGUAG